AUGUCCUUUGCCACUGUUAUGAAAAGAAAUAUGACUAAUCAAGUGAUCAUGUUGGGUCGUCGUCACUGCACCAAUCUAUUAAUCAACAGACAGUCUACUAUUAUGACUCCACGUUUGAUACUUUCACUAAGAAGGCUAUCUUCCACAAGAUACAUCAAUAACUCAAGGAACAGUUUAAACAAAAGUGAACUACCUUUCACUUUUUCUCCACAGGGUCCAGAACAAGUCAAAUACACAAAGGACCACGAAUGGGUGGCUUUACAUCCUGAUGGAACCGGGUUUCUAGGGAUUACCGACUAUGCCUCUGCUGCAUUGGGUGAUACCACUUUUGUAGAACUGCCAGAAGUAGACCAAAUUGUAGAAGCUGGUGACUCUAUUGGUAGUGUCGAAUCAGUCAAGUCUGCUUCUGAGGUGUAUAUGCCUGUUGACGGUACCGUCACUGAAGUUAAUACCCAAUUAGAAGAUUCACCACAGUUGAUCAACUCUGACCCAUUGGGUAAAGGUUGGAUGGUCAAAUUUAAAGUAGAUAACACAAAGAGUAAGGAACAAAUGGAUGAAUUAUUCAGUUUAGAACAGUACAAAGAAUUCUUAAAGGCUGAUGAACAUUAA
Arxiozyma heterogenica is the source of this 609-nucleotide messenger RNA. It is a transcript of the gene GCV3, whose product is annotated as glycine decarboxylase subunit H. The transcript has a single exon. Lineage: Eukaryota; Fungi; Ascomycota; Saccharomycetes; Saccharomycetales; Saccharomycetaceae. The coding region runs from base 1 to 609 and encodes 202 amino acids. The record is from RefSeq and is a predicted model, not a curated record. Gene Ontology annotation, cellular component: glycine cleavage complex; cytoplasm; mitochondrion. Gene Ontology annotation, biological process: glycine decarboxylation via glycine cleavage system; protein lipoylation.